Xyrichtys novacula (pearly razorfish) is the source of this 3332-nucleotide messenger RNA. Lineage: Eukaryota; Metazoa; Chordata; Actinopteri; Labriformes; Labridae. The record is from the annotation of a GenBank genome assembly.
AUGAGUUCACUCCGACACCAGAGGUACUUUGGGAUCAAUCCUUCAGCUUUUGCUUAUGCAAUGACCACUAUGGGGGCGAGCAUGAUCAACAGUAUAUUCGGCUUCUACUAUGUCAAGCUGUUUGUUAACAAGUACAAGGUGUCAGAGGGAGAUUUCCACAUAGCCCAAGUGAGUAUGAUUUUUCAACUUGAUGCUGUUCUUUGUUUGCAUUCAGGUCAAUCUCAUAGAGCAAAAGAAAUUAAAAACCUUUUGAAGUGUGAUAUUUGAUAAGUCACUUUUCUCCUCAGGUGGUGUACAUGGUGUGGAACGCAGUCAAUGACCCGCUCUUUGGAUACCUUCAGGAUAACUCUCGGGUGCCCUGUUGCUCCCAGCGUCGUCUCUCCAUCCUGUAUGGUGCACCUCUCUACUCGCUCACAUUCCUCCUGGCCUGGUUCCCAUGGCGUGCCUACACUCCUGGCGACUGGUUGUGUGGUCUGCAUCUGGCCGUGACACUGUGUGCUUUCGAUUCCUUGUUGACUUUUGUGCUCCUCGCUCAAUGUGCAUUGUUUGCAGAGAUUUCCAGCCAGCAUCAGAACAGACUCAGACUUGUGAAGUACAGUCAGGUAACGACACUGUAACCUGAUCACUUUCAUUUUUCGUCCCUAACCCCCCCUGAAUCAUUCCUUUAAUGCUCUCUUCCUUUUAUUUCUCAGUUUGCUUCUCUUGCUGGCUGUUCAAAUAUCCUCUUCUGUGGUGUACUGACCAACAACAUGGAGGACUUUAAAACGUUCCAAGCGUACACAGUAGUCAUCGCCAUCCUGAGCUGCACCUGCAUGCUCUACACGGGCUUCCACAGCGAGAGCCGCUUUGAUAACAAAGGAUCCCAAUCAGAAGAAACGCUGAGUUUGACCCAGGCUUCCAGCCAAUCAGAACCCUCCUUCUCCAACUUAAGGACUCUAGUCUGGCAAAUUCUGACCAACAGAGACUUUCAAAUUUUUGUUACCAUGAACUUCUUCCAGGUUUUCAUGUUGACCUUCUUGCAUAAUUUUACAAUAAUUUUUACGGAGCACCUGAUUCCCCAAGACGUGCUUCCAUCGAUGGCCAAGAGCAUCAUGUAUGGAGCCGGAUUCAUCUGUCCACAGGUAAUUCCUUCUGAUGUCAAAACCCUUGUUGCUCUACAGUCUAAUGUCCAUUCAUGUAUAUUUAUAUGUUGAUUCUGCUCCCUUGUCUUCAGCUGUUAGUGCUGAGCUGUCAGGGUGUGCUCCACAGUCUGGGCUACUACAAAAUCAUGCUCUUCACCUUCUACACAGAGGUUGUAAUGGCAGCUGUGAUGCUAGUGCUUGGUCCUCAGCACUACUAUAUCCUGGCCUUUUUCCUGACUGUUAACAAGUAAGAACAGUUUUUGAUGCAAAAUAAUAAGAACUAGUCCACCUCCAUUGACUCUUAUACACUACUCAUGGGGUUUACAUGCAGACUUCUUUUUUCAUUCUGAUUAGAGAUCUCAGGUCAUUUGUUUACAUGUGACAUGAUCUAUUUAGAUCUGGUAUUUACAUGUGCCACUACAUUUAAUCAGAAAAGCUGUUUUACAGACGUGGGACGCGCCCAGAUCUAUGAAAACAUCAGGUGAUUUAUCACAGGUGGAGGUCUAUCGUCUGUUCAGCACAGUAGUAGCGAUUGUUUUUACAUUUUUAUUCAAGCAACAGUAAAGCGCUCCUGCUGGAGGUACUGAAGAGGAGAAGACGUAGCCUACAGAAGAGGGUUUUUUUGUUGGUGCUUUGCGAUGUUUGUCCAUCUAUCCCGGCUUCGCUGACAUUUUCGUGGACUUUUUUCAAUUGUUCAAUACUUCUUGUUUUCCUACUGUCGGUGCAUUUGAUAAAAAACAACCUCUGCCAGAUCUGUGUGCUCUGUUUCGAAGCCGGCAUAUCAAUCAACUUUAUUUCUAUAGCACAUUUAAAAGAACCACGGGGGUAGCCGAAGUGCUGUACAUUGAGACAUAAAAACAAACGAAACAAGCAAAGAACAAGAUAAAGCAAACAAGAAUACAUAAAUGCAUAAAUAAAUAAAUAAGCAGGCUCACGGCACGUGCUAUGGUGACAACAAAGAAAAUAACACUACAAUGUGUUUAAAGCCAAGGAGUAAAAGUGCGUUUCAAGUAAGUAAACGUCACUGCGCAUUUACGUCAAGACAGAGCAUGCACAGUCAGAACGCAGCCUGACAACUUUCUGUUUCACAUGACGAAACAUCACUUUUGAUAGGUUUGGGAUAAGGAAUAUUCUACCCCUGUUAAACUGAAUGUUUAUCUUGAUUGAGGUGUUUGUAUAGAGCAGUUUAUCGGUUUGGGCUUCUAAACUAAUUCUAAUCGGAAUAUUAGCAACCAUGUAAACCCAGUGUUGUCCCCUCUGUGUUCUGUACAGGAUUAUUAUCCAGGCAACCGUCAGUGUGUUAGGCUUGCCUUUAUCUGACAUCAUCGACAAAGACCUUCAGAAGUACAAGCGAAGGUAAAAAAACUACAAAAGAUUAUUCAUCCACUUUAACUCAUACAAUAAUUUCAUCCAUGCAAAAACAGCACUAAAGUUGAAGUGACAUGUUGCAGGAUUUUAUUUGAAUAUUUUGUGUAUGUAAAGGAAACCCUUUUGCAGCCAGAGCCAAAUCUUUCCAACAUUUUUUUAACUUUCAUCUGAUAAAUUCCUCUUAUCGAAGUUGUGGAGUGAUUUUUUUUUCCCCUUCUCCAAAGUUCCCCGCUGUCCUCCAUGGUGUUCGGGACCAACGCCCUGUUCACUAAGCCUGCUCAGUCUCUGGCUCCCAUGUUGGUGCUCAGUAUCCUCAACCAGUUUGGAUACGAACAGUUGAAGGAAGCAGGAAAUGAUGCAGAUCCAAGGUACAGACAGUUUCUUGAUUUUUCUUCCUUCAACAGCUCAGCUGAAUCAACUGAUGUAGGCGUGGUACUCAACCCCCAGCUUACACAAACACUUUAAAUGCUAGGUGUCUUUAGCAUAUUUAAGACUGAACUAAUGUCAAUGAUUAGGGAAUGUCAUAAUAAUAUACUUAAUAUAUACACUCUUUAAAUUAAGAAAUCUCAACGUGAAGCAGAGUAAAUACAGCAGUGUACAAACCAGAUGAACUAAGAGAGUGAAAAAGCAUCAGAUGAGAGCAGACAGAUUGAUCAUCUCAUUCACUAGAAGUCUGUAACUAAGUUCCUCCUUUUUCACAGCGCCUUGGAGAACCUCCACAGUGUCAUGUUUUACCUGGUGUGUCUGGUGCCGAUGUGCAUCGGUGCCCUGCAGACCAUAGCUUGGAGACCAUUUUCAAUACGCAGCAGUCACACAAUGGAAACAAAGUACAUCGAUAACUGA